CAGGAUGUCAUUACUGUUGCACCCACUGGAGUGGGAAAGACAUUGAUGUUCUGGGUCCCUCUUCUAUUCACUGGCAAUGUGGUCAUGACUGUUAUUACAGCUUUGAAUAGCCUUGGAGACCAGAAUGUCAAGGAGUUGAAUAUGCUUGGUCUUACCUGCAUUAAUGUCACUGGACAGAACAUGAGUGAUGAAUUAUUCAAAGUAAGUGCAAGUUUAUUGCAACAUUAG
Molecule: messenger RNA, 228 nt
Organism: Suillus subaureus
Lineage: Eukaryota; Fungi; Basidiomycota; Agaricomycetes; Boletales; Suillaceae
Exons: 1
Molecular function (GO): nucleic acid binding; ATP binding
Source: RefSeq, a predicted model, not a curated record